UACAAACGUCAAUGUCAAAACAUUUCUGGAAAGGGGAAAAAUAAAAUAAUAAAAUUGUUACUUUCUCAUUGAGUGUAAGAAAAUUGCGUAAAUAGUUUCAGAUCUUUGUUGAGCGUAUAAUGAUAUAUUUUAGAACUUAAAUCAGUGUAUAAAUAAAUCGUUACGAUGAGUAAGCAUAUGUAUUCUACCGCAAACCUUAGUGACAAAGAAUUGAAAGAACAAGGAAACAGACUUUUUAGUUUGCGUCGUUACGAAGAUGCUAUGAAUUGUUAUACGAAGGCUAUAAUAAAGAAUCCAUCAGUUGCCACAUACUUCACAAACCGAGCACUAUGCCACCUCAAGAUGAAGCGCUGGGAAGCCACUUGCCAAGACUGCCGCCGAGCACUUGACAUUGACUCAAACCAGGUCAAAGGACACUUCUUUUUGGGACAAGCUCUGGUGGAACUUGAGUUCUAUGAUGAAGCAAUCAAACAUCUUCAUAGAGCCAAUGACCUUGCCAGAGAGCAGAAACUCAACUUUGGCGAUGACAUCGCUGCACAGCUCCGUAUUGCCAGGAAAAAGAGGUGGAAUGUUCAGGAGGAGAAAAGGAUCACACAGGAGAUUGAACUUCAAACAUAUUUGAAUAGGUUAAUAAGUGAAGACAUGCAGCGUAGAAUAGAAGCCUUAAAACUAGAGCACAAUAGCGAAGAGGUUGUUAAUAUGAAAACGGCGAAAUUAGAAGAAGAAUGUAAUAACUACACCAGCGAGCUAAACAAUUUAUUUGCCAAAAUAGAUGAUAGGAGAAGGAAACGUGACGUUCCCGAUUACCUAUGUGGGAAGAUAAGCUUCGAGAUACUAAACGAGCCGGUGAUCACGCCGAGCGGUAUUACGUACGAGAAAAAAGACAUUGAAGAACAUCUUGAGCGCGUCGGCCAUUUCGACCCAGUGACGCGCGUGAAGCUAACAGCGGAUCAGCUCAUUCCUAACUUCACUAUGAAGGAGGUGGUCGACUCCUUCCUUCAGGAGAACGAGUGGGCGCUCGACUAUUAACCGGUUCUAGUUUAUGUAAGGGUUAUUAAAUUUUAAUUAUCAUGUUAUAAUAAAGCUGUUUCAUCGUUGCGUGUUGGUGGAACUACCCUUCUGAAAAAGCAGACUC
This is a messenger RNA of Cydia amplana, 1135 nucleotides long. It is a transcript of the gene STUB1, whose product is annotated as E3 ubiquitin-protein ligase CHIP. Lineage: Eukaryota; Metazoa; Arthropoda; Insecta; Lepidoptera; Tortricidae. The coding region runs from base 166 to 1029 and encodes 287 amino acids. The transcript is spliced from 7 exons. The record is from RefSeq and is a predicted model, not a curated record. Gene Ontology annotation, biological process: positive regulation of proteolysis; protein quality control for misfolded or incompletely synthesized proteins; protein polyubiquitination. Gene Ontology annotation, cellular component: cytoplasm; Z disc. Gene Ontology annotation, molecular function: ubiquitin protein ligase activity; protein-folding chaperone binding.